AUGACUGUAGAUUUUGAUGUGAAAGGCAAGGUCAUCACUCUGACCGGGGCUGCUUCAGGCAUAGGUUUCGAGACUGCUAAAUUACUUGCGGCCCAGGGAUGCAAGCUCUCUAUCGCUGAUGUGAACCCAGAAGCACUUGAAGCGAAGGCCAAAGAGAUUGCAGCCUGUGCUCCUGUUGAGAGUGAUAUUUUCAGCGCAGUGGUAGACGUACGAAAGCCAGAACAAGUAGACACGUGGAUUGCAAAUACAGUCGAGCGCUUUGGGAAGCUAGAUGGUGGAGUAAAUAUGGCUGGUGUGAUUCCGAAGGUAAUCAAUAUCGAAAGGGUGGAAGACUUGAAUGAUGACGACUGGCAUUUCGUUAUGGAUGUCAACCUUCACGGUGUAAUGUACUGUAUGCGAGCACAACUUAGGAAUAUGAAUGAUGGUGGAAGCAUUAUAAAUGCCGCAAGCAUAUGCGGCCUUAUGGGAUUUCCCAAAAAUGCCGCUUAUACUGCUACCAAGCAUGCGGUGAUUGGCAUGAGUAGAUCCGCUGCGAAAGAGGUAGGAGAUCGAGAGAUAAGGGUGAAUUGCAUUGCCCCAGGCCUGAUUGAGGGACCUAUGCAGCAGGCAAGCGUAAAGACUCGAGGUGGUGAACAGGUUUGGAGGUGCCACAUCAUGAGAAGAGGCACACCGUUCGAGGUCGGAUCGUUGAUAACGUGGUUACUUUGUGAUCAAAGUAGAUAUAUCAGCGGCACCGUACAAGUGAUUGACGGCGCAUGGGCAUGUUGA
This is a messenger RNA of Verruconis gallopava, 768 nucleotides long. RefSeq lists its product as uncharacterized. The record is from RefSeq and is a predicted model, not a curated record. Lineage: Eukaryota; Fungi; Ascomycota; Dothideomycetes; Venturiales; Sympoventuriaceae. Gene Ontology annotation, molecular function: oxidoreductase activity, acting on the CH-OH group of donors, NAD or NADP as acceptor. The transcript has 4 exons. The coding region runs from base 1 to 768 and encodes 255 amino acids.